Messenger RNA from Paecilomyces variotii, 1747 nucleotides. RefSeq lists its product as hypothetical. Gene Ontology annotation, biological process: mycotoxin biosynthetic process. The coding region runs from base 329 to 1267 and encodes 312 amino acids. The record is from RefSeq and is a predicted model, not a curated record. The transcript has 2 exons. Lineage: Eukaryota; Fungi; Ascomycota; Eurotiomycetes; Eurotiales; Thermoascaceae.
GGUCCUCACAGCAAGCCACAGCCGGCUGCACGUUGGGAAACCCUUCAGCUGAUACCAGUCGCUCUGAUAUACAUAGGGACAGGAAGCGGCCUCUCUUCUAAGUCUGUCACCCCGCCUUUUCUCAUACCCCUUGCUUUCGGCGAGCAACCCCUCAAUCGGUAUCAAUUCAAUCUAGCUAUGCUGUGAAUACUGAAUACUAAUUAUACGUUACCUGAGCCGGUGACGUUGGGAGCGUGGCAUUUCCUGCUAACCGCGAAACCUUGAAUAAAAAAAGCUCUCUGCCAGACUAUUCUUUGCAGAUUAUUCAAGUGAAUCGUCUGAGCUUAAGAUGAUGGCCCUGGGCGAAUCUCAAUAUCCUCAGGCCCCGGAUGACAGAUCUGGUAAUUGGCGUGAGAGUAUGGAUGAGAAGGAGCCAGAGCAACCUUUACUGACUGUCCCCGGCAAUUCGGUACACGACACAGAGCAUGGCCCUACAGGCUGUGUGCAAUGGCAGAGGCGCAGCUGGGGACUCUGGCUCACUAUCUUGAAUAUCUCGGUCUGGCUGGUAACGAUUUUCUUCAUUUUCUCGCCGUUUGCUAGCCGUGCUUGCCUCCGACACCUGAGUGACCAAGAGAAAUGGAAAGCCGUCUCUUAUUAUGCCCCCGUUUUUGACCGUUUCGAGAUCCCUCGCAUAGUCCAAACGACCAACGGGUCACUAUAUGAUACAUACCCACCCUCGAUCCUGCGAGUUCCCAAGGGACCUGAGGCAGACGCAGAAUGGUUUCGGAUAGGAACUGGUGUUUUCCCACUCAUAAUCUCAUCAACUGAGAUCCGCAAACUGGGAAAAGACCCCUCUGUGGCUGUGAAAAUUCCACCAGAACACGGAUACGGCGAUGAUGCGUACCUGGCGCAAACUGAAGUGUUCCACCUUCUCCAUUGUCUCGAUAUGCUUCGCAAGGAGAUCUCCUACGAACAUUAUUACUUCCCGAAGUUCGGAAACAAUCCCGAUGCUCAGCACCAGGCUCAUAUCGGACAUUGCAUAGACUUGCUUGCACAGUCGAUUAAGUGUUCAAGUAGCGUCGAUGUCAUCUUGUUCAACUGGGUCGAGGGCUGGAAUCAGCCAUUUCCAGACUUUAAAAACAGGCAUGUUUGUCGGGACUUCGAGGCACUUCUUGACUAUGUCAAUGACCAUUCUGUUCCGGUGGAAGUGUUUCAAGCCAUGAAGGAACCGCCCGAAGGUUAUGUUCGUUUACCAGAGCCAGCUCCCGUGAACAGGGAGGGUGCAUAAUCGAUGAGGAUCAACUCAGCUGGCUUACUCACUUCUAAUAGAUAUGGACAAGAACUUCGGAUAACUUAGCUUUCAUCGUAAAUAUGUAAAGGGACGUCCUCAGGUCAGUUAUUGCUGUCUGUCGGGAAGAUACAGUGCCCUGCCACUACUCCCAACUCCCAGGACUAUAUUCCACUACAAGAUAUACUAGUAGUUAUCUUCAGUUAAGUAGGUAUGUGGGUUGCAAAUGGCCUCACUCUAUCUCCGUCCGUCCCAAAUAUUAAGCAAUCAGCACUGCAGGAGCCGGUUACAAUAUCAUAUAGAUUGAACGGCUUUGAGGAAAAGAAGAAGAAUGUUGAUUUCCCUAGCAUAAGGAUUUGUAGGAUUCUACAUGUUGACAACCUGUGAAUUUCAAUUGUCGGCGGGUUUGGAUGCACAAGCAGGGGUUGCCGACUGCCGUAAUAAAUUGUUGCCGACAAUCGGCGUUUCCACUGUCGAGCU